Messenger RNA from Saccostrea echinata, 5863 nucleotides. RefSeq names its product E3 ubiquitin-protein ligase RNF123-like. Gene Ontology annotation, cellular component: cytoplasm. Gene Ontology annotation, molecular function: ubiquitin-protein transferase activity; protein binding. The transcript has 33 exons. Lineage: Eukaryota; Metazoa; Mollusca; Bivalvia; Ostreida; Ostreidae. The record is from RefSeq and is a predicted model, not a curated record. The coding region runs from base 268 to 3969 and encodes 1233 amino acids.
CAUUUGUUGUUUGGUUACUUCCGGGACUUUAUCACCGUCAGAAUCGAAAUAUCGAUUGUUCGCAGUUAGCUACCUUCCACAACAAACUUUGCAACUUGUGAGGCGAAUGCAUUGCAACACGGAUGAGACCAUUCAUAAAAAAUUAUUGGACUUCAGUCCAUAUUUUCGACAUGGUUGAUCAAAUAUUAAGUUAAAAUUUCUCAACUGGGGCUAAAGCAACAUUUCUAAUAUUUAUUUAAAUAACGUUAGGCAUUAACGCAUAAAAACAUGGCUGAAAAACGAAGAUCUACAGCAAGUUCACCCAUGACAAGUAGUACAUCUAUUAAAACUGAAGAUUCACAGACUUAUGACUUGCUUCAGCAUGUUUUCUCCGAGAUGACUUUAUCAGAAGAAGCGAGUGCUAAGCCAAGAAAAAGCCUGGAACUUGAAAACUUGCAAACAAAUAUGGAUGAAAUGAUAACUGAUGUUGUGGAAAAAUCCUCUUUAUCAUCAAAGAAGAAAAAUAUACUGACCCCUAUAGAUGGUAGAAUUGGGCCAUCAGAAGUUGUAUUUGAUCAGAAGUCAAUUGUGGGCAUGAUGGGUCUACGCUUGGAAUCUGAUCAACUUGCUGUUACAAGUCACAGUAACUUUAGCACAGUGAGGGCAAACUGCUGUGUAUAUAGAGGGAAAUGGAUGUACGAGGUCAUGCUGUGGUCUAAGGGAGUGAUGCAGCUGGGAUGGUGUACGAUCAAAUGUAAAUUCUCAUAUGAGGAGGGCGUGGGAGACACACAGGAUUCAUACUCAUAUGACGGGAGUAGGCUCAGGAAAUGGAACAUCAGGACUCAGAAAUAUGGAGAGGCAUGGUUGGCUGGAGAUGUUAUCACAUGUGCGCUGGACUGUGACAAUAGAACCAUGACAUUUUACAGGAAUGGAAAGUCAAUGGGAGAGGCUUUUACAAAUAUAAAGACAGGAAGUGGAUAUGCCUAUUUUCCAGCAGUCAGCCUGUCCAGAAACGAACACCUAAGAGCUAACUUUGGAGCCACACCCCUUCGCUAUCCGAUCGAGGGUUACGAGCCACUACAAGCUGUGCCCCAGGAGGAUGUUGUCAAAGCUCAGCUCCUAAUUGGCUGGCAAGAGAAACUCAUUUAUACCUUAGUGGAAGAGGAUAAGCAUUUGAUAGAUGUCUGUGGAAUUGUACAAGAUGGAUCCAACAUCCCCCCUCUACCCCUCGGAGAAAACAGAAGCAAGAAAUCUACAGCCCUUCUUAUAUCAGCCCACAUCUUUGAGAAACUGGCACCAUUGUUGAAAGGCCCAUACGUGGUGGAAUGUUGUCUACUGCCUCUGAUGUUGAAGUUUAGUGCCACGACUUCAGAUAGGACGAGAAUGAACCCUCAAAUCAUCAAACUACUAGAUCUCAUGUGGUCUCUGAUGCAGGACCAUGAGAUAAAGCCCUGUAUAGACAAUAUGAUGACCUCCUUACUGUACAACUUUUACAAGACAUCUCCUUGUACCUCAGAUUUCUCAUCACAGAAAACCUACCUAGAUUUGACGUUGAGGGUUUUGCAGCACUCACAAACCAGAAGAUAUCUUCUUCUCAAUGUCACAUUUGAGAGGAUCAAGUUCCCGGUGUUAAUGCAUGUGAAGCCCCCAGAUGAUGCAGGACUAGAGGAACUGGUCCCCACUGUCUGGUGGGCCACCCUAGAAAAUGAUGAAGAAAACCCCCUACCUCCCUCCAACGACACAGAGAGAGACCUCCAGCGUCGAUAUAACCAAUAUUGUCAAGAUCUCAGGACAAAAGUAGAAGAAUUGGAAGAUGUUCAGAUAGAUAUUCUUAAGGUGCUACUCACUCAUUCAGACCCAGUGGAUAAAAAGACGUCUCGGAUGAUCUUUGUGGAGAAACUGAGAACUUACCUGAAAAGUAACAAUAGACUUGGAAAGCUUCAACAAGUGACCACGUGUCCUCUGAGUUUCUUCCAUCGUCUCGUCCAAGCCCUCCGCUUCUACUGGGAUGACUUCCAGAAAGAGGAUCCGUCCAGAUUUGUUUUAAGCCAAGAUGCCUUUAUGCCUGUCCAUGAGUUUUGGUUAGAUUCCAGAGAACUGAGUGAUUUACAGAGAUGUGGGGGACUGGUGUCACAUCUCAACAGGGUUCUGGGAGGUGAAGUGAACAAAUGCCAGGGUUUACAGAUUGACAAAGAUGGAAAACCUGUCAGAAGUACUGAUGUCAGUACAGAUUACCCCCCUUUGGAGAUGCCCAGUGGGAACUCUCUGAUGGACCUGCUGGAUGUCAUUGUCUUAUUGUAUCACCUGUCCUCUCAUGCUCAGAUCUCCAAGAUGUGUUCUCUCAGGGAUAAUCUUAAGGAGUUUGUGACCUCUUUACGGGAUACAGAGAUGAAGAUUGACCUUUGUCCAGUGGACAGAACGGACAUGAAGGUGGAGCUAGAGCGGGCAUUAAACGUGUUCCAGGAGAAGUACGAGGAGCUGGCCAGACAGAUGGCCUGGCUCAUCUCAGUAGUGUAUUCUCCUAGAAAACAGCAGGAUGUAGCCUGGUUGUUAGGUGUAACGUUGAGAACGUUGGAGAAGGCUUCCAAUUAUGGACAACUCUUCCAAUAUACCCCCGAGUUUUAUGUUGAGUCUGUGACCAGAGCCAACUAUGCCCUACAUAGCUACUUCCAUCCUAUUGUAAACAUCGAGAACCUAAAGGGUUAUGACAAAUUGAGGGAAAAGUUUGCCAUGUUUUUGGUUCAGCAUUUUGCUGAUGCCAGGAUUGUCAAUACAGACUUAAGAGACAACAUUGUACAAGCUUUAGCCUGUUUCAUCUGUUACCCAAAGUCCCUGAAAGCUUUAGAAAGUCUUCCACAGGAGUUUAAAGAAAACAUGAUGAAGUCUUUGAUUGCCCCCUAUGAGAGUCGGUCUUGGGCCCAAACAAACUGGAUUCUUGUCCGGAUUUGGAAGGGUUGUGGAUUCGGAUUUCGUUAUACACAUCUCUCUCAUCUUGUUCCGUCCAAAAUCCAGCCAACUGAGUUUGGCUCAGCAAGUCUUCAAAAACCUUGUCCUUCUAUGGUGCUACAACAAAUCUUCAAAGAGAUAUUACUUACUGAUUCAGAAAUGGCCACUCGGUUCUUAGAUACAUUGAUCAAUCAGUUGAACUGGUCUUUUUCUGAAUUUAUUGGACUAAUGCAAGAGAUUCAGCAGCGGGUUUCGAGGACUGAGUUGCGUAUUUUGGAGGCUCGUAAUCUGAAGAUCUGUGCCACGUGCUUUGAGAUUGCUGUCUGCCUGAUGAGGGUCCUGGAAAUGGUGGUCUGUGUCACCCCAGAGACCGUGUUAGAUUUCUCCAGAGACUCUGCUGAGCUUCUUUUAGGAAGACUAGUACAGCUUCUUUGUCAUGUGUUGAACCGAGUGACGAGUAAGAGUGGGGUAUUUUGUACCGUGAUUAGUCACUCUAUCCAGGGUUUGGAGGGAGUGUCACACUACCCCAUACUGGCUGUAACAGUGGGUGUCCUCAAUCAGCUUGUGAUGAAAUCUAGUGAUAAAAGUCAGAAGAAGGUGAUAUCCUGUUUGCUCUCUGAUCCUGCCUUCCAGAUCUCCACCCUGGAGUUUACCCUGGGGGUCCCCCUCCCUCAAGCUUCCUCCAGCACUGUGCCAAAAGGGAAAAAAGACAAGGAAAAGAUCUUCAAUUUUGAAACAUGUGAAGAAAUGAGUGAAAGUGAAACCAAAGCUGUGAGAGAUUUAAUCACCUUCAUCAAAAAGAAACAGGAGAGCUUUGAGGAAUCAUGCGAGAAUAUUAAAGAGGAAGAUCUGUGUACAAUAUGCUAUGCCAACUCCAUCUCCGCAGUGUUUAAACCAUGUGGACACAAGUCGUGCAGAACAUGCAUCAGUCAUCAGAUGAUGGGAAAGAAGGAAUGCUUUUUCUGCAAAAUAAUCAUAACUGCUGUGGAUGACCUUCAGGGUCACCAGAUUCUGACCAAUCAAACUGCAGGGACUGAAACAUAAGUCUGGAGCCAUAUUUGGCUGAUGUGGAAAAGGGAGGUUACUCUGCUGUGUUCUACAAAAGCUACUGCCACUUCUCAUUGUGUGUUUUUUUUUACAUAUUUAUUAUUUGUUAAAGUUGCAUGUGUUUUAGACUUCAACUUAUUCAUGUUGUCUUUAUUUUUUCAAUUAAUAAAUAUCUUUUAACUAAAAAACAACAAAUAUUACAGAAACGGAUUAUAUUUUUGACUCUGUACAGUAUAUGCACACAGAACUAAUUUUUAUCAUUCAGAAAUUUUGUAAGAGAUUAAAAGCAAAGAAAAUAUUAUAUGUGUGAAUCCUAUGUUAUAAACUUAAUGAAUAAACAUGUAUUUAAAAAAAAUGAAAUGUUUUAUUUAAAUAUCCAUGUCAGUUACAGAAAUUACAUGUUGUAUUGAGACACUCACUUAGUGCCUGUUUAUAAGUAAACUUAAUGCUGUGAUAUAUUUUAAAACCUGGUGCAUAUGACAUUUGGCCAAUUGUUAUUUUUAUGCUAGUUAUUUGUUAUGUAGUAUUUAUAAAUUUAGUAUGUUAAAAAUUUUGAUUUUUAAAGGAUUUAGUAAUAUGUUGAGUAUAAAAAGUCCCAUGUUUUUAUGUAUUCAUACAGUGUAGUUUGAAAAUGUAAUAAGAAAAUUUACUAAAACACAUUAACUGAUAUGAUAGAAAAUGGAUUGUCUUUAUGGGCAAGCAAUGAAUGUUUGGCUGUACCUAUAUUUUCUCCCAGCCCAAAUAGGAGUAUAAUUUUAAUUUCAUAUAAUUAAACAACUUUUUUUUUGUCUGGGUCAAGGUUAAAAAUGUGAGAUUUAGUAAAUUUAGCAAUGGGAUAAGUUAAGGGCUAUUGCAAUAUGCAUGAAAAAUGUACAUUUCCUUCAUAUUUCACAUUUCAUUCUGCUUGUCUGCUCAGUACGUACCGUGCAUUAAUUAAUUUACAUGUAUGCCUGAUGUAUAAAUAUAAGCUUGAAUUACCGUUAUUGUAUGCCCAUGCAUUAUGUUUAACAUUAAUGCAGCUAUUUAUUCAAUGAUUAUCUCGUGUUGUCCAGUUCCUCAGGAACAUUGUAUUACAACGAAUUUCAUUUAUUGAAAUAAAUACUGGUACACUGUACACCUCAUGUAAAGAUUCCCCAGUAUGGAAUUCUUUUGGUAUCAUGUUUGAUCUGUUUAAAUUUCUGUUGAUUAUGCACAUGCAAAGAACAGCCAUGUGUUUUAUGGAAGUCCCCAUGUCUGUCUGUCUGUGAUUUCCUUCUAACAUAUAUUACUCAAAACAAUGCGAUGGAAAAAACAAUUACAAACUCAAUCAAAAAAAAUUUGCAUACCAGUAAUUAAUCAAAGUUUCAUUUUGAGCAAAUUUUAAAAGGCUCAUUAGUAAAAGGUCAAAAGUCUAAGAAGAAUCAGUGCUCUAUAAAUCUAGUCUGUUACUUUGACAUCAGAUGUAAGCACUGAAAACGUUUACUAGUGUCAACAAUGGUACAUGUAUCUAAUGCAGAUGGGAAAUUUUUGAUACGUGGAAUGAAAAGUUGUCUGCAAGAUUUGGGCAUGUUGCAAUCCUUAACCAAAGUCAUUUGGAAAUUUAUUGAUAACUUGAAUUUAUAAUUUUUGACAAGGCUAACAUCGUAAUAAUUGUUUAAGUUGAUAUUGAACAAAAAGUUGCAAAGGUCAUAUAGAGAGAAAAGAAAUUCAUUCUUUUUUUUCUUUUUUUAAGCAAUGCAUGUAUGUGAAACCCAUGGGUGUAUUAGUUCUUACAAGAAUUUUACUCAGCUUUGAUGGGGGAUUAUUCAUGUUAUUUGCAUUUUUGCAAAUGUAUUUAAUUGAAUUUACAUUUAUAAUUAACUCAGAGGAAUGUUUAAAAGUGUUAUAAUUAAAAAGCUUUAUGUGCAAAAUA